AUGAGCGUCGCUUCUUGCCUGCCGCCCCCUCACAUCGGGGUCAAGACUCAGCACCUUGUACCUAAGGAUAGCACAUAUCCUUCAAAGAUAGGCAUUCCAACAACGGAUGUGCCAGCGAGAAAGCUUCCUGUUGUCCAUUCCAAGCCGGUUCCUCGAGGGACCGCUAGCUUCGAGGCUAUGAGGGCCGCCCUUCUUGACGCUUUUGAUUCCAAAGUUCUGCGAGAUUACCAUCUGCCCCGUGAACUGAUCGAGAAUCCGCCCACCGAUGUUUCAGGUAUUCCUGCAUCUUGUGGAAUUUUAUCGAAAGCUGAGAUCGAGAUCACGGAGAAUCAUGACGCCGUCGGUCUUGUUGCUGCGCUUGCAAAGCAGCAAUACACGGCUGUUGCUGUCACCACUGCCUUUUGCAAGCGUGCGAUAAUUGCGCAUCAGCUUACCUGCUGCCUGACUUCAUGGUUCAUGGACGAAGCCAUUGAACAAGCAAAAGCACUGGAUGACUAUAUGGCCAAGAAUGGAAAGCCCAUCGGCCCCCUCCACGGGCUUCCCAUCAGUAUCAAGGAGCACAUAGCCAUACGCGGGACAUGCUCCUCACACGGAUACUUUGGCGGUAUCGCCAUGGACGAUACGGACAGUGAAAUGGUCGCAAUCCUCCGAAGUCAGGGCGCCGUCUUUUACUGCAAGACCAACCAGCCACAGUCAAUCAUGCACCUUGAGAGCGACUCUCACUGGGGUCGAACUUUGAACCCUUUCAACAUUCAUCUCUCGUCGGGUGGAUCUACGGGGGGCGAAGCAGCGCUAAUUGCGAUGAAGGGCUCGGUCAUCGGUGUCGGCACUGACAUCGGCGGCAGCAUCCGCGGACCUUCAGCCUUCUGCGGCAUCUACGGGUUCAAGCCCACGUCCAACAUCUUGCCCAUGAGGGGCUUCAGCAGGGGCACGUUCCCAGGCGAGCUGAAUGUGCUGGCGUCGACCGGGCCGAUGGGUCGUAGUUUGAGGGACAUGGAUCUCUUCAUGCGGUCUAUCCUCUCUGCAAGGCCGCAUCUAGCUAAUCCUGAGCUGAUUCCGCAUCCAUGGGGUAGCAUCGAACCCCCGCUUGGCCGGAGGUUGAAGAUUGGUAUCAUCGACAACGACGGGUUCAUCAUGCCUCAGCCACCCGUCAAGAGGGCGUUGUCUUGGGCCAAGGGUCUUCUAUCCGACCCCAAAUACGAGGAUCUCGUCGAGCUCAGGGAUUUCAAGGUCUUUGGUGCGGCAGAGGCCUGGGACAAGAUUCGACUGAUGUACUGGCCGGACGGCGGUCAACUCACAACGGACGCCAUUAUUUCUACUGGGGAGCCAGUCCACACCCUAACCAAGUGGAUUUGCCAAACGGCUGAGCCCCUGGGGAUGCAGACCGCCGCCGACGUGAGUCUAAUGCGAGACGAGAGAGACAGGUUCCGACAUGCCUUUGCCAAGAGCUGGACGGAGCAGGAUGUGGACAUUGUCAUUGGGCCUGCGUUUGUUGGACCAGCGUCCGCCCACGACACCGCCUUCUACUGGACAUAUACCUCGCUCUAUAACCUUGUUGAUUAUCCAGGAGCCGUUGUCCCCACGCCCAUCAAGGCUGAAUUAGGAGAAGAAUACGAUCCCAGCUAUGUUCCACUGAGCGAUGCUUGCCGGCAUGUCAAGGAGCUGUGGGAAACGGGGAACUUUGAGGGAGCCCCGAUAAACUUGCAGAUCGUGGCAAGGAGAUACCAUGACAAUGAGCUUUUCAGGGCGCUCAACGUCCUGAAGGAUAUUUUGAAUCUUGCUUGA
Clonostachys solani is the source of this 1785-nucleotide messenger RNA. The record is from the annotation of a GenBank genome assembly. Lineage: Eukaryota; Fungi; Ascomycota; Sordariomycetes; Hypocreales; Bionectriaceae.